Solanum dulcamara is the source of this 1704-nucleotide messenger RNA. Its product is annotated as seipin-1. The transcript has 2 exons. Gene Ontology annotation, biological process: lipid storage; lipid droplet organization. Lineage: Eukaryota; Viridiplantae; Streptophyta; Magnoliopsida; Solanales; Solanaceae. The record is from RefSeq and is a predicted model, not a curated record. Bases 133 to 1380 code for a protein of 415 amino acids. Gene Ontology annotation, cellular component: endoplasmic reticulum membrane.
UUGGUGCCACUUCUCUUGUGCACUUCACAUCUGUACUUGUUGCACAAAAUGGGUCAAGCAAACAACCCAAAUGAAGAAACCCCAAGUGAAAAAAAUGUGACAUUGGAGAAAUUUCCAUGAACAAGUGAUUUGAUGAUUUCCAUGGAAGAAAAAGAUGAGUUUGAGGAGGAACAAGAAGAAUAUGUUGAUGACAAUGAUGAUGAACUACUAAAGAACAAUUUAUCAGUUGAAAACUCACCAUCAAAUUGGUUCACAAAAAUGAUAUCUUUACAAACAGAAAUCAUCACAACUAUCUUAAUUUCUCUAGUUUCUCCCAUUUUCUACAUCUUCUCUUUUGCUAAUAUUUUUAAAGAAGAAGAAGAGGAAACUGAAAAGAAAGUCUCCGUAGCUGUACAUGUUGUAGCUACAGUUCCUUCAAAGUUACUUCAUGGAGUUACUUUGCUUCUAAAGAAAUUUGGGGUUGGAAUUCUUGGAGCUGCUUAUGUGUGUAUGGUUUUGAUAACCUUGUUGAUUGUGUCUGGGAUUUUAGGAUUUGGGUUAGUGGGUAUGUGGAUGGAAGAGCCUGUGGUUUUGAGACAACAACUUUAUUUUGAUUAUGCAGAUGUGAAUCCAAAGGCUGUUUUUUCUUUUGGUGGAGAUUAUAAUAAUAUUGGUGUGCCUGUUGGCCAUACAAUGUAUGUUUCUUUGUUUCUACUUAUGCCUGAAUCUGAUUUCAACAGAGACAUUGGUGUUUUCCAGGUGGUUGCAGAAGCAUUAUCAAAAGAGGGGCUGGUAAUGGCAAGAUCAAGUCAUCCGUGUAUGUUGCGAUUCCGAAGUCUGCCAAUCCGUCUGAUGCGAGAAUUUAUAAUGAGUGUUCCCCUAGUACUUGGACUUACUGCUGAAACACAAACGAUUAUCGUUCCAAUGUUAAAGCACAAGGAAGGUCUUCCAAGGACAGAAGCAAUCAGAGUAACCAUGAUACCUCGAGCUGGAACUUUAGCCUUACCCCAACUAUAUCAGUCACAGAUCAUAUUGAAAUCUCAGCCUCCUUGGUAUAAAAACUUGGUUUACAAGUGGAAAUGGACAUUUUCUGUCUGGACCUCCAUGUACAUGUAUGCCACUCUGCUAGUAGUUCUCCUCAACUGGUGCAGACCCCUCAUGUUUCCAGUGUUUUCCACAAGCUUUAUGACUAUUCCUGAUGUGAAUUUAACAGUAGAAGCACCGGAAGAACCACGAGAGAAAGCUCGAGAAGAAAGGUAUGUGUCCGAGUCGGUCAGAAAAUGGCGCCAGAGCAGAAGAAAGAGGAAGGCGAUGCUUCAACAGAGUGUAUCACCAGAGCUGGAUGAUUCUGCAUCAAGCAUUUCCAUAACUAGGGAAGACACAGCUGAUUCGAGCGAGUGAAGUGUAUUUGGAAGUGAAAAACCAAGGAUAGUUUGGUUUCUAUAGGUUUAGGGAUAAAUAGUCUGCUUGUCUCAGUAGUUAAAAUUGUUCGUUUUCCUAGCUUUUUAGCAUAAAUAUCUGGAUCUUGUUCUGUUCGAGCAACAAACCACAGGAGUCGAGGUUUUCUGUAGAUAGACAAGUAUGUAAUUGAAAUAGUUGCACACUGAGGUUUGCAAAAACUCAAGCAAUUUACACGAGGUAAAACCAUAUACCUCUGUCUCCAUCCCAAUUUAUAUGAUGUAGAGUUCUUUAUUUUGACUGUGAAUUGGACAUACAAAUUGCAUA